Saprolegnia diclina VS20 is the source of this 800-nucleotide messenger RNA. RefSeq lists its product as hypothetical. Bases 237 to 605 code for a protein of 122 amino acids. The transcript has a single exon. The record is from RefSeq and is a predicted model, not a curated record. Lineage: Eukaryota; Oomycota; Saprolegniomycetes; Saprolegniales; Saprolegniaceae.
CCUCCGCCGCGUGCAGAGUUCGAGUCAUAGGCCAACUCUCGAGUAGCUUUAGAAAUCCAGCCACAACUGGGCGUUUGUAUUGGAUACAAAGAGGACGUGGACACCUGCUGCAGCGUAAAGGCCUGCACCGCGGCUUGCUCUUCUCUUCUUUCGCGUUCGCGUUCGGAGCGCGCUGUCUCUCUAAGGACACGAUGGGCGUGUAGCGGCACUUUGCCAUUCACAAGCCAGCGAGCAACAUGGUACUCUACUACGCCAAGCGGUGCAAGACGGUGCUCGAGAAGCUCGGGUUCCGGCGCGUGUACGUGGCGCUCGAGGUCCUCUCGGACGCGCGUGUGCUCAUUUGGGUCAACUCGGGCGACGAGUACAACACAGACCAAAUCGUCGACGCGGUGUGGAACCAGCGCUGCGGCCUGCGCCUUCGGCUCCUCGACGACGACGGGGCGGUUCUCAAGAAGCACCUUCUCUUUGACUGCCAAGCCGAUAUGUUUUACUUUCUCAUGGAGCUCGGUAUGGAGCCGCUUCAAAAUGGCGGCAAGGUGCGGCGCGGCUCGUUCACAAACCCGAUUCUCCAAAGCCCCAAGCGCAAGAGCAGCCUCCGCCGCUGAAGCGCAUUCCGUCUCGUUCGCCAACUAUUUAAGCAGCAGCCGUCUUCGUCUCUGCCACGAGAGUCGUGUCCUGGACCAUCUGUAGAAAGCCGCAUCCCACAUCUAAAUUAACUUCUCUCCAUGUGCUUCAACUUGGGUCCCUCGUGGGUGCGCACCAGACAAGUAUGAUUCCAUUGUAUUAAUAUCGGCAAGCCA